AUGGCAGCAUCGCCGCCGCGCCGCCGGGCCUCGCCGCCGGCGAUCCUGGACGAGCUAUUCGAAGAGAUCCUCCUCCGUCUCCCACCCGACGACCCCGCCUGCCUCCUCCGCGCCUCCCUCGUCUGCAAGGCCUGGAGCCACACCGUCUCCAGCCCCAGAUUCCGCCGCCGCCUCCAUGAGCUCCACCGCACACCCCCCGUGCUCGGCGUCCUCCACAACUGGGAAGACGAUGCCAUCCCGCGAUUCAUCCCCACCACCGCAUCGUCCUUCUCCCUCGCCGCUCCGGACUCUCGCUCCUGGCGGGCCCUUGACUGCCGCCACGGCCGCGCCCUCUUCCUCUCCAAGCGCCAGGACGCCGAGGAGCUCCUUGUGUGGGAGCCAAUCACGGGCACCCAGCAGCGCGUACCUGUGCCCGCGGCGUUCCACGGCGACUACCCUACGGCUGUCGUAUUGUGCGCAGUGGACGGGUGCGACCACCGCGACUGCUUCGGGGGCCCUUUUCGCGUGGUCUUGGUCUUCUGUGUCGACGAAGAAGACACUGAGCAAGAUCCGUUUCUCACGUCGGCCGCCGUGUACUCGUCGGAGACCGGCGCCUGGGGCGAGCUGACCUCGAUGCACGGCCAGUUCGUGAUGUGCUUUGAAUAUUAUUGCAGCGUGGUCGUUGGGAAGUCACUGCUAUACUUCUUGUCCGACGGUCAGUUGAUCCUGGAGUAUGAUUUAGUGAGGCACGGGCUGACUGUGUUCAACACACCUGAUUGCCAACCCGAUUACAUGUCUGAUGAUGAUGGGUUGGACUACAGGUUUAACCUCAUGCUGGCGGAGAGCGGUGCACUCGGGGUUAGUGAAGAACUGGGUCAGCGUCUCAAAUUGUGGACAAAGGAGCCAAGUUACGGCACUGAUGCAGUAUGGGUACUUAGCCGGGUCAUCAACUUGAAAAUUUUGCUUCCAAAUGAUGCUCUCCUGGAUGCAACAACUUCAGUGCAAGUGUUGGGCUUUGCUGAGGAAGCAAAUGUCACUUUGGUGAUGACGGUUGCUGGCCUCUUCUCAAUCGAACUACAAUCCAAGCGGGUGAGGAAGGUGUGCGGUCAUCGUGGCUUCUGUAAUCUCAUUCCAGUUGUCAGCUUCUACACUCCGCAUUCUAGGCUCAAAGAACUCGGGGGCGAACACCAUGACCCAUAG
Molecule: messenger RNA, 1179 nt
Organism: Triticum turgidum subsp. durum (durum wheat)
Lineage: Eukaryota; Viridiplantae; Streptophyta; Magnoliopsida; Poales; Poaceae
Source: the annotation of a GenBank genome assembly